AAGUGGGCACCUUUUCUCUUAUUUCCCCUCCUAUUUUUCUCUCUUUCCCCUCCCUACAACAUAUUCUUAGGAGAGCUAGCUAGUAAGGUAUAUAAAUCAUCCAUCAUGCACCCAAACAGUGUGUACCAUCUUUAGAUUCAAUAAAUAAAUAAAUAUAAUCAUUUUUUAGUAAAUAUAUUCUCCAUAUAAAUAAAUUUUCUAAAAAAAAAAUUCGAAGUAUAUUUGAGAACACCCAAAGUCUUCUUUCUCUAGGGGUAGUUCUCAUCCUACAACCUAUCUUCUAUGUUCUUCCUCUCUUUCAAAUUAUACUUCCCAUCUUCUUUACUUUACUGAUAUGAACAGCAUUUAUCAGAUCAAAGUAUUUCUUGUGUAGAUCAGACAUUAUAUUGAAGUUUUGAUGAGCAAACCAAGAGUCAUAUAUAGAAGUAUAAUCUUAGCAUAGAAUUAAAAGGGAUAUAUGAUGAGUAGUAGUUGUACUGGGAUGGCUUUCUUUCCUGCUAAUUUCAUGCUUCAAACUCCUUCUGAUAAUGGAACUCAUCCUCCUUCUCUUUCCUCCAUCCUUCCUUCUUGCACCCCUCAAGACUUUCAUGUUGGAGCAGCAGGAAUAGGAGGUAUGUUAGGGAAGAGAUCCAUGUCAUUUUCAGGAAUAGAUAUGUGUGAAGAUAUUACAAAUGGGCAUAAUAAUAAUAAUGGAGAAGAGGAUUUAUCAGAUGAUGGGUCCCACUCCCACUUAGGAGGAGUUGGAGAGAAGAAGAGAAGAUUAAACAUGGAACAAGUUAAAACUCUUGAGAAGAAUUUUGAGUUGGGAAAUAAACUUGAACCUGAAAGAAAAAUGCAAUUAGCUAAAGCUCUUGGGUUACAACCAAGGCAAAUUGCUAUUUGGUUUCAAAAUAGAAGAGCUAGGUGGAAGACUAAGCAAUUAGAAAAAGAUUAUGAUCUUCUUAAGAGACAAUUUGAUGCUCUUAAGGCUGAUAAUGAUGCUCUUCAAGCUCAAAAUCAUAAACUUCAAGCUCAGAUAAUAGCAUUAAAAGGUGGUAGAGAACCAACAGAGUCGAUCAAUUUAAACAAGGAAACAGAAGGUUCAUGCAGCAAUAGAAGUGAGAAUAGCUCCGAAAUAAAAUUGGAUAUUUCAAGGACUCCAAAAAAAAACAUUGAAAGCCCAUUGGAUCUCUCCGCCCAUCCAACAACCACCGCCGUCGCCGCCAGAAGAACACUGUUUCCACAGUCAUCAGUGAGGCCCAAUGGGCCCCUUACAGCCCAAGUUUUAUUUCAAAGCCCACAAUCAUCACCAGUUAAAGAAGAGAAUUUCACCAGCAUGUUCUGUAACAUUGAUGAUCAAACUGGGUUUUGGCCUUGGAUUGAACAGCAGAAUUAUAAUUAAGUUUAUUUAAUUUUUUAUUUUUUUUAAUUCCCAUUUUGUUUGGGAGUAAAUUAUUAUAUUUUGGGGAUCAAGGUAAAAUUAUUUUUCACUAAUCUCAUAGUGUAGUUAUUAUUUAUGUGGUUUCAGAUUAUAAUUAAUUAUAAAUAAAUGAGUAUUAAACUAUGUGAAUUUCUUAUUUAUAUGAUAUUAUAAAUGAUUUGAUAUCAAAAAUCAAUC
Messenger RNA from Amaranthus tricolor (Joseph's coat), 1597 nucleotides. RefSeq names its product homeobox-leucine zipper protein ATHB-13-like. Gene Ontology annotation, cellular component: nucleus. The record is from RefSeq and is a predicted model, not a curated record. Lineage: Eukaryota; Viridiplantae; Streptophyta; Magnoliopsida; Caryophyllales; Amaranthaceae. The transcript is spliced from 3 exons. Gene Ontology annotation, biological process: positive regulation of DNA-templated transcription. Bases 458 to 1381 code for a protein of 307 amino acids. Gene Ontology annotation, molecular function: DNA-binding transcription factor activity, RNA polymerase II-specific; sequence-specific DNA binding.